UGGACUUCUACAUCACAUAUACAAAUAAGUUUAACAGAUUUACUUUUAUUUUGACAAAGUUAUGACUCAAACGGAUGUUUUCUUAACAAGAACGUAUUUCAUGUGGACCUUCUUCUACCCAUGAAAUCUUUACUUUUUCUAGGUCGUAAGUGCGUCAUGAGAUUGUUUAAAGUAUCUCUCAGGGCUUUGUCUCGAGUUAUCUCGUUAUGACAUUUUUGAUUGCUGUGAUAUCAUCACUUGUCUUUUUUUGCACAUAAAAAUAAUAUGAAAGCAUCAGUUGUUAUUCUUCAAAAUUCACUGAUAUGAGUAAUUUUGAAAAUACUAUUAAAAAUGAAUCGUCUGAUGGGUGUGUGUGUGUGUGUGGAUGUUAAUCUUUCCUUCAUUCGUAUCCAUACCCAUCCCAUAUUUCAAUUAGAAAAAAUCGAACAACAUCGUUUUCAACGAGUUGUAAUAUCAAUCAUUUUUUAUUAAGAAAUAAAUAAAAAAAUUUGAAAUACUUUAGUCCAAUGGAAUGAUAAAAGCAAUUGUCGAUAAAACGUUUAUAACUGAUCCGAAUGUUGAACGAUGAUUAGCAUUUGAAGCUGAACAAGAUCCAAUGAAUUUCGAUCAAGAGCAAAUAUGGCCAAGUAGACAAGAUAUUCAACAAUCUGAACAUCAAUUUAAAAAACGUGUACCUACAGAAACUUCUCAAUAUCAAACUGCAUAGUUUAUUUCUGAUGACGAAGAUAAUCAGUCUCUCAAUCAACAAAAUGUUUAGUUUUUUUUUUAAUAUUAAAUCUUUUUCAAUAUAUUAGGAUUUUAAUGAAGAUCAUCAAGGAAUCAUGGCUGAUUAUGCUAAUGAUCUACAAUCAAUUAACCUUGAUCAACACGAACAUGAAGAAGAUGAAGAUGAAGAAGAAAUGGAUGAACUUUUUAUGAAUCGAAAUAAUUAUGAUGAAAAAACAGAUUUAGAAGAAGAUAAACAACCUUUAAAAAAAUUGAAAGAAGCUAAAUUAGAUGAACAAUUUCCUGGCGAAGUUGAUACACCAAUGGAUGUUUCGGCUCGUGUGCAUAGUUAUGUAACUCUUUAUGAAAAAGAUGUGCCCAUCAGUAGAUUUGAACCUGCUCAUCAUUUAUUUGUAACGGGUCUUUUACCACAUGAACAGUAUUCAUCAGUAUUAAAUAUUGUCUUAAAUCAUACAAAUGAUAGUGAAAUAACUGUUAAAUCAAAAGAAAGACUUAUAUUUCAUGUUGGUUUUUGUCGUUUUUCAAGUUCACCGAUUUAG
Molecule: messenger RNA, 1265 nt
Organism: Rotaria sp. Silwood1
Lineage: Eukaryota; Metazoa; Rotifera; Eurotatoria; Philodinida; Philodinidae
Source: the annotation of a GenBank genome assembly